GAUCUGUGUGCUUUUCAUCAACCCUUUUUCUUUUUUAUCUAUUGUUUAUCUUUGUGGGUUUGGUCUUAUCCUUUUCUAUAUGUGGUUUUUUAUUGUUACGAAGGGCUGCUGAGAAACUACAUUUUGUGUGAUAUCAUUGAUUCAUUCUUGUGAUCCAUACAUUUCUAGAGCUUGACAAUUUCAUAGAAGGAUUUAUCUUUAAUCUAGGGAAGGAUUUGCAUUUUGAGAUACCCCUGUUGGAAUUGAAGAUGAAAAAAUUUGGAACUGAGGAUGGAGAAGUGGUGAACCUGGUGGCCGAGUAAUGGGUUUGUUCAGUUGGAUUAAUUUAACGAGCCUGUAUUUAUUUCAAUGGCCUCAAAAUCUGGUGUCAAAACUUUGUCAGAAAAGAACAGAAAAACAAUUGGCAAUCGAACAUUAGAAGUUAGUCCCCGGACGCCUUCACCUUUUCAGGUCCAGAAAACAAGUAAAUCAGAGCCUGUUACACCUAAAGAUCUGCCUAAAAAUGUGCAACAAGCUGUCUCUAAGCAGGAUACUGUAGAUGGGAUAGUGGACAAGAAAUCUCAUAAUUCCCAGCAAAAGAGGUCUUCUAAUCCUUCAGAUGAUAAAUUAAAUUUAUCUUUGGCUAAUUUGCAAGUACCAACAGGUGUAAGGUCUACAGUAAGUGAUACUAGGGGCUCACUUGACAGUGGAACUAAUCAGGAAAAGAGUACAUCUGACUGUGGAACUGUGAACGAUAACUCAGCUUCAGCUAAGGUUAGUGAUGGGACAAGCAGCCUUGCAAAGACUAGUGGAAGUGCCAAAAUUAGUGGUCGAGCUGAUUUUGUUGAGAGUGGUAAGAGCAGCAUAUAUAGAGGUAGUACAGGCAGUGACAUAAGUGAUGAAAGUACUUGUAGUAGCUUAAGUAGCAGUAUUAGCAAACCUCAUAAAGCAAAUGACUCAAGAUGGGAAGCCAUCCAAGCUGUUCGAGCAAAAGAUGGGGUCUUGGGCUUAGGCCAUUUUAAAUUGAUGAAGAAGUUGGGCUGUGGGGAUAUUGGGAGUGUCUAUCUUUCAGAAUUGAAUGGUACAAAGUGUUAUUUUGCCAUGAAGGUCAUGGACAAAGCGUCACUAGCAAGCCGUAAGAAGCUUCUUCGUGCUCAGACAGAAAGAGAGAUAUUACAGUCUUUGGACCAUCCCUUCCUUCCAUCUUUAUAUACCCAUUUUGAGACGGAAAAAUUUUCGUGUUUGGUGAUGGAGUUCUGCCCAGGAGGUGACUUGCACACACUUCGGCAGAGGCAACCAGGAAAACGUUUUUCUGAACAAGCUGUAAAGUUCUAUGUAGCAGAGGUCCUUCUUGCUCUGGAAUACCUGCACAUGCUCGGGGUUGUCUACCGUGAUCUCAAGCCAGAAAAUGUCCUAGUGAGGGAAGAUGGACACAUAAUGCUUUCUGACUUUGAUCUCUCCCUCCGCUGCACUGUCAGCCCAACACUUGUGAAGUCCUCAUCCGUUGAAACUGACCCCUUCCGGAAGAACCCCGUUUAUUGUGUACAACCUGCUUGCAUUGAGCCAUCUUGUAUCCAGCCAUCCUGUGUGGUGCCAACAUGUUUUUCCCCUAGCUUCUUUUCAAGUAAAUCCAAGAAAGAGCGAAAGCCCAAGAAUGAAAUUGGAAACCAAGUCAGCCCAUUGCCAGAGCUUAUUGCAGAGCCAUCCGGGGCACGCUCAAUGUCGUUUGUGGGGACCCAUGAAUAUUUAGCACCUGAAAUCAUCAAAGGUGAAGGGCAUGGCAGUGCUGUGGAUUGGUGGACUUUCGGAAUCUUUCUGUAUGAACUAUUGUUUGGUAAGACUCCUUUCAAGGGAUCAGGGAAUCGAGCCACCCUGUUCAAUGUUGUGGGUCAGCCACUGCGAUUCCCGGAGUCACCCUCUGUCAGUUUUUCGGCAAGGGAUCUUAUAAGGGGAUUGCUAGUGAAAGAGCCACAGCAUAGGUUGGCAUACAAACGAGGAGCAACAGAAAUUAAACAGCAUCCCUUCUUCGAAGGUGUAAAUUGGGCUUUGAUUCGAUGUGCAAGUCCGCCAGCAAUCCCUAUGCCAGUUGAUAUUGAAGGAAUUCGAGCCCCGAAGGCAUCAAGUGGUGAAAAAACCGCUGCUGCUGUUGUUACCCGUGAUCAGAAAAGUUCUGAUAAUUAUCUUGAAUUUGAUUUCUUUUAACGGUUUCCAGAACCAAUUCCAAUUUGUUUUCCAGAGGAAAUGUGUAGGGUUCCUGAACAUUUCGAGAUGUUCUAGAUGAUGACGAUUCCAGGGUUCUUGUAUUGAUGUCAAUGAUCAAUGAUUGUUUUAUGUUGUUAUUCAAAUUUGUUGCUCAGUGGAGAAAAUUAGAAAUUUGUUGUAUUGUAAAAGAUAAAAAUACUGAUGCUGUGAAUGCAUAAUGUGAAUUCAGUCAUUGAUCUUUUCCUAUGAAAUGUUUAAAACAGAAAA
Messenger RNA from Cornus florida, 2448 nucleotides. RefSeq names its product serine/threonine-protein kinase D6PKL2-like. Lineage: Eukaryota; Viridiplantae; Streptophyta; Magnoliopsida; Cornales; Cornaceae. Gene Ontology annotation, biological process: protein phosphorylation. Bases 349 to 2181 code for a protein of 610 amino acids. Gene Ontology annotation, cellular component: nucleus; cytoplasm; plasma membrane. The transcript has 3 exons. Gene Ontology annotation, molecular function: ATP binding; protein serine/threonine kinase activity. The record is from RefSeq and is a predicted model, not a curated record.